CCUCUUCCCUUCGGUGCGUCUCGGUCCGCCCGCAGCAGUCUCCUUCUCGUCUAGGUUUCACUACAGAGAUGGCUGCUAAAGUGUGCAGAUCAGUACUCCUGUUGUCCCGGAGCAGCGGAGCGGUGGCCGGCAGCCUCCCCGCACUUGUUGUCUCUUCACAGCGACAUCAUCAGCACAUAAGACCGCAGGAUGUACUGUCUGCUCCUUUCACCCGUCAGACUGUCAGGAGAGCACAUGGGCUACGGUCAGCGGCCCACUCCACACUCUUCACCCAGCCUCCCAGUGCCCUGUCUCCACAGGUUUGGAGGGGCGGCCCCUCAUGGCAUGGCCAGAGACUGUUGUGUUCAACCGCUGCUCCAGAAGAGGUGACAGUGGUGUAUCAGAACGGGCUGCCGGUGAUCUCAGUCAGUUUGCCGUCCAGGCGAGAGCGCUGUCAGUUCACCCUCAAGCCUCUCAGCGACUGUGUGGGAGUUUUCCUGCAACAGCUCCAGGCAGAGGACAGAGGCAUCGACCGGGUAGCCAUCUACUCCAUGGAUGGAGCGAGGGUUGCCUCCUCCACAGGUAUAGACAUCCUGCUGCUGGAUGACUUCAAGCUCGUCAUUAAUGACACCACACACCUAGUGCGGCCACCAAGGAGAGAGCUGCUGCCCCACGAGGAGGCAGAAAGGCUGAAUGACGUCAAGUUUCUGGUGCAGCAGCUCUAUACCACCCUGCGCAUUGAGGAGCACCAACUUAGCAAAGAGCGUGAGCUGAUUGGACGACUGGAGGACCUCAACUCUCAACUCCGCCCCUUAGAGAAGGUGAGGGAGGAAUUGAGUAAGAAGGCAGAGCGGCGUACCACCUGGGUGCUGUGGGGCGGCAUGGCGUACAUGGCCACCCAGUUCGGCAUCCUGGCCCGGCUCACCUGGUGGGAGUACUCCUGGGAUAUCAUGGAGCCCGUCACCUACUUUAUUACUUAUGGCACAGCCAUGGCCAUGUAUGCCUACUUCGUGCUUACGCGCCAGGAGUAUGUUUACCCCGACGCUAGAGACAGACAGUAUCUGCUGUUCUUCCACAAGGGGGUGAAAAGGACACGCUUCGACAUUGAGAAGUACAACAAGCUGAAGGAUGAUAUCGCUGAGGUGGAGUUGGAUCUGAAGCGUCUUCGGGACCCGCUCCAGCUCCAGCUCCCAGUUCAGCAGCUCACCGCCAGUAAAAAUUGAUGGAAGGAGUGACUCCCUCCUCUCUCAGCUCCUACAAGCCCCUUACCCUCUUCCCUCCUGUCAUCCAACACCCUUCUCCGACCCCUUUUACCCCCAGCUAUUUCUCAGACCACCCCCUCCCCUCCCACACCCAAUAAUCCCAUCCCUUUCUUGACUGUGGGAGUUAGUUUUUUGGUUUUGUUUUGUUUUGUUUGAUUUUUUUUUCUGUUUUUUCUUUUUACUUUCCUGACUGAAAACUCCAGUUGGAAUUGCAAGUUAAAACCGCUUAAAGACGAAGAAGGAUGGUGAGAAUACCCAGGAACUGAAAAACUACAGCUGAAGGUUGGUGAGGAUGAUGAAAAGGACGAUGAUGAUGAUGAUGAUGAUGAUGAUGAUGAUGAUGAUGAUGAUGAUGAUGAUGAUGAUGAUGAUGCUUAUGAUGAUGGAAUACAACUGGGCACUAUGGAUAUGCCUCAAAUCUUCAGAGGGACAGCCUGCAGGGAACUCCAGGGGGAAAAUAGGAAUAAUCACACCUCUAGACGCUCCAGGACAGAGGACAAGCAGAGGGGCAUUGUUGAGUCUGUGUGUGUGUGUGUGUGUGUGUGUGUGUGUGCAUGCAUGUGUGCGCGCGUGUGUAUGUGCGUGUGUGUGUGUGUGUGUGUGUGUAUGUGUGUGUGUGGGACUUUCAGGGUACUCUGGGACACCGACCCUGGCCACACUGCGGGUCGACGCAGCAGUACAGUCCCGCUUCCUUGAGCAGUCAAACUGUCAACACACACACCUUCUCUUGGCUGGGGCAGGCUCCAGGGGGACUCUCUAUCCCACAUGUUAAAGUUUACAAGGAAGUCCUGACUGCAGUUGCACCAUCAGGGAGACCGUGGUCUUCCUGUAGCUGAACUCUGCUGCCUCUCCCUCCCUGGGCCACGCCUCCUCCAGGUGACGGACAGGUGUCCUUCCCCGUGUGACCUUCCCAGUGUGACCUUUGUCAGGAGCUUGUCUCGACUCGCAGGAUGAAGGCAUGGCGACGCCUCGUUUUUCCUCUUCCUGUUGACGUCCUGUAGCGGCCCGGUCUGCGCAAGUAUGAGAGUACUACCGACAACAACAUCACUGUGUGUUCUUUUAUUCCAAAAAAAAUAUUUUGGCACUUUUUAUUUUGAAAGCCAUAGUAUAUUUGUUAUGAAAAGAAUAUAAAUAUAUAUAUGUAUACAAUCAAAUAAACAGAUGACCAGAGGCUAGUUUUUUCAGUGGGGGGAGGAGCUCUCUUCCAAACAUCAUCUCAUUCACAUCCUCUGAAGAUCUCCUGCCACGAGGGCCCCCUGCUAACGCACAUCCGCAACGUUACAUACGCACACUUACACCGUAUGCUAUUUCAUAUCUUUUCAUUACAAACAUACUCCGUAUAGUUUACAAUAACUACGUCCACGUUGGACGUACGGCUCCUGUGCAUGGCCACCAGAGGGGGGGAACAACGUUGAAGCCAAAUCGGGCUGAACGUGGCUUUGAUUGGAAUUGAUUGUUUUUGAGCAAUGUCAUGCUUGAUCUAAAAGAUCGCUGCUUAAUGCUUCACCUAAGGAAGGGGUUAAUAUGUCCAGAGACCGUUGCCUCAGACAAACCUACAGGCAUGUUAUAGUUUAAUAUAUAUCUGAUGAAUUGAAUGGCUUUAAAAACAUAGAGCUGCCGUUUACAUGAGGAGCAGAAUCUAAGUGAAUUUCCUGCAGUUCAGCAUCCCCCGAUUCAACAUGUUCUUCUGAGCUAAUAGACAAAAUAAAAGAGGCUACCCCUAAAAAAAAAAAAAGCAUCAUGACAUUGUUUCAUAGAGGCUUUUUUCAUCCUGAAAUAAAGCCAGAGCUUUCUCCUCCCACUGUUGCUGUAAUGCCCCCCUGCUCCCUUGAUGGCAAGGCAGGGUAGACUGCAUGCUGUGGUAUGCCCUCAGUAGAAAUUUGUGAAUGUGUAGGAGCAUUAUUGCAAUUUUGUACUUAAUUGGACGCUUUUCUUUGCCACAUCUAGCUGAAGUCUCAUCCCCCUGAUUGGUUAAAUCAAAGGUUAUAGAAGCCAUAUGUUUGUGUUGUCCAUUUCUUUUCUUUUUUUUGGAUGGUCACUGAAUAAACCUUUUUCAGGUACACUUAAGUUUUCUGUUCAGGGUGAGGAUUGGUGUCCCUCUCUCCACUCCCAUUUAUGUCUCAAGAAAAAAAAAAAAGGUCUCAGAGCCAAACAUUUUCACUCUGAACUGCUGUAGAUCACCUCUGCAGAGGGGAAGCACAACGACAUGACGUGCCUGCACACAGACUUGUGUGUCAACAGUUGGAUGAGUCCCACUGAGGAGAUCCUUGUGUUUAACUGCAGAUGUUUUUAUUAAAAUGCAUGAUUUUAGAUCAAAUCAGAAGUUAGCCAUGCAGAUCUCAAAGCAGGAUUUGGUCUGAUCUGUUACUGUGUGCGUUGGUGUGUGCGUUAUCUCCAAGGGAAAUGGUGCCUUUUGGAUGAUUAAUGAUUUAAAUGAUAUAGACAAUAUAUCAGUUUGGUAAAAAGCAGAGAUAGGAUCAUCAAGAAAGUUAAGCUCUUAAUUAGAAUGACGCCUCAUAUAAAGGAGGGUUAAAUUUGAAUGUUUGGAAGUGGUAAUCGAUCCUGCUGUGUGUGCGUGCGUGCGUGUGUGUGUGUGUGUGUGAACGUGUGUUUAAUGAAUCCAUGUAUUGACGAGUGGUGAGGGCACUGGGGGCAAAGUUCAAAUCUCCAUAUUCAUGAGCACUUUGCCCCUAAUCCCUGUCAAUAGUGGCAAAAAUCAAUCCCGCCCUCAUCGCACUUCAUAGCUGUCAUUAGCUUUAAAUUCAUUUUUCCCUCACUCACACACACCAUGACACACACACACACACAGGUGACAGUGAAAACAAUGUUAACUUGGAGACGUACUGUGGGAGGUGAGAGAGUUGAGGCCUCUGUCAGCAGUCCAAUCCUCCCCUCUGCUGUUUCUACACAACACUUCUCCCCAUCAUCACCUCCUACUUUUUUUUUUAUCAUGCCAUCCACCGUUUAUUGCCUUUAUUUUUCUCUCGCUUUUAUUUUUUAAAAACGAAAUAUAUCAAAUAUAGGGAAACUUUAUUAUAAAGAGGGUGUUGCAUGAAUGUAUGUUUACAUGGGAAAUUAUGUAAAAAUAAAAAAAGAUGAUUUAUCAAAAAAAAAAGGAAAAAAAAAAACACAACAACCUGCAAAGAUAAUUUAAGAACGUUGUUCGUAGAGAUUCCUAGUUAUAAAGGGCAGUGGACAGGGCUGCGUCUUUACAACCUGCCUUGUCAAAUCUGACUUGAUCCCAGCCAACCAACUGCUCAAACCCCAUCAAACCCCAGUCCCAUCUUCACCUUAUUUACUCCCAUAAACCCGCCAUUUAUACUCCCCAAUAAAUGGAAAAACACCCUCCAUCCUCGGUGCACCUAUAAAGGAGGCUUUAUGACCUCUUGACCUCAGUUACUAUGGUCCUGGAUCCAAAGGAAAGUCCUGAGUCCGAUGGUGACCAAAAGUGUCAGGCGCACUCUGUUAACUUAUCGGGGAACACCUCCCAUUCUCGUCCCCCUCUCAUUUCAUCCACCCUCACCCUUUUUCUCCAAAAUCGCAUUAUUAUUCUAUGGUUUGAAUGUGUGUUAUGUUUUGAAUAUCUCGUUUGUGUGCACUUACAAUAAGACAUGUUUAAAAUGCCUAAAGAGUGAAGCAGAAUAUAGGAUUGAAAUGAAUUUGUACUCCAUUCUGACCUCUUAUUUUAUUUUAUUUUAUUUUUCUUGUCUUUUUUUUUUCUUUCUUUUCCUCUGUUGACAUAUGAUGCUGUAAUGUUGGCAAAAAAGAAAAAUGUAAAAUCCUGUAUCAUUUAUGAAAUAUGUAUAAAAGAGAAAUGUAAUUCAAUUAUCAAUAAAAUCCUUAUCCAGUUUUUGGA
Messenger RNA from Seriola aureovittata, 5097 nucleotides. It is a transcript of the gene mcu, whose product is annotated as mitochondrial calcium uniporter. The transcript is spliced from 9 exons. The record is from RefSeq and is a predicted model, not a curated record. NCBI's taxonomy places the organism in Eukaryota, Metazoa, Chordata, Actinopteri, Carangiformes, Carangidae. Gene Ontology annotation, cellular component: uniplex complex; mitochondrial inner membrane. Gene Ontology annotation, biological process: calcium import into the mitochondrion; mitochondrial calcium ion homeostasis. Gene Ontology annotation, molecular function: calcium channel activity; uniporter activity. Bases 69 to 1202 code for a protein of 377 amino acids.